Paramecium sonneborni is the source of this 3073-nucleotide messenger RNA. The record is from the annotation of a GenBank genome assembly. NCBI's taxonomy places the organism in Eukaryota, Ciliophora, Oligohymenophorea, Peniculida, Parameciidae.
UUUUGGAAUGUCAUCAGGAUCGCAUUUAAGCAAAGAAUUACAUGAUUUGAUCAAAUCAAUAGGAGAGACUCGUAGCAAAUAAGAAGAAGACAAAAUUAUAAUUAAAGAAGUUCAAUAAUUAAAAACUAAACUUAAUGAAAAGAAUAUGCCACAAAAAAAAGUGAGAGAAAUGCUUAUUAAAGCAAUAUAUAUAGAAAUGUUAGGGUAAAAUUUAAAAGUGAAGUAUAAAGUCAUGAUGCAUCUUUUGUGCAUAUAAAUGCAAUUCAUUUAACUCAAUCAAAGAGUUUGGCACUAAAGAGAUUGGGAUAUUUGUGUUGUUCUUUAUUUUUGGAUAAUGAUAGCGAGCUUUUAAUAUUAUUGGUAGCCACACUAUAAAAAGAUUUAACAUCAACUAAUGUUCACAUUGUAGUCAAUGCUCUUACUGCAGUAGGAAAAUUGAUUAGCAAGACUUUUGUGAAUGCUUUGACAGAACCUGUAUUAAAAUUGUUAACUCAUAGUACUGAUAUUGUAAGAAAGAAAGUAUUUAAUAGAUGAUUUAUUUUAGGCAUUAAUGGUAAUGUAAAUUAUAAGAUAAUUAAAUUAAGAUUGUAUAGCAGAAUAGGAUUAUGAUGAUAGAAUACGAAGAGGAAUUUAAGAUAAAGAGCCUAGUGUUAUGGGAGCUGCAUUCAACUUGUAUCAUGAAGAAUUAAAGAAAGGUGCAGUUAAUAAAUUCAAACCACUUACAGGAACUUUUGUUUCUAUGCUCAAAUAAAUUAUAGAACAUAAACUACAUAAGGUAAAAUUGUAUUAUAUUUUAUUUAGGAUUAUGAUUAUCAUAGAUUUCCUGCUCCAUGGUUAUAAAUUAAACUACUUUAAAUUCUUACUCUUUUAGGAGCCAAUGAUUUGAAAGUUAGUGAAUAGAUUUAUGAGGUUUUGGGAACAACUUUAAGAAGAGCUGAUGAUACAACAAUAAAUAUUGGUUAUGCUGUUACAUAUCAAUGUGUCAAAUGUAUUAGUGGCAUCUAUCCUUAAUAAAGUUUAUUAGAAUAGGCUGCUAAUUCUGUAUCUAGAUUUUUGAAAUCUGAAAAUAAUAAUUUGAAAUAUUUAGGAAUUAAUGCUUUAACAUAAAUUGUUUCUAUUUCAUAGAAAUAUGUUUUAGAACAUUAAAUGACUAUUGUAGAUUGUUUAGAAUCAAAUGAUGAUACUUUAAAGAAAGAGACUUUAGAGUUACUAUACAAAAUGACUAAUGAAUAAAAUUGUGAAGUAAUUAUUUAAAAAUUGAUACAUUUUCUUAAAACAAGCUCUGAUUCUAAUUUUAAAAAAGAUUUGUUUGUUAAGAUAUCGUUACUAAAUGAAAAACAUGCACCAACUUAAGAGUGGUUUAUAAAAACAGCUAAUACAUUAUUUGAAUAUGGAUCUGAAUUUAUAGAUAAUGAUGUUAGAAAUAAUUUCUUUAAAUUAUUAAUAGAUAAUUUUAAUGAUAUUGGAUCUGAAUUUGGAGUAUUUAUAACUGAGAUAUAUUCGGAAUUACUAAAAAAUGAUUUGUAAGAUAAUAUUUUAAAAAUUGUUUGUUGGGUAAUAGGUGAAAUUGGUUCAUAAAUAUAUGAUUAAGAUCCAAAUAAAUUAAAUGAAUUAACUUAAUUAAUAAUUUUAAAAUUAGAUUCUUAAUUGGAAUCAGAAACAACAAUUUCUUGGAUAUUAACUUGUUUAGCAAAAUUAUAAUCGGCAAGAGCAUUUUAAAUGUUUGAUCAAACUAGAGCAAUAUUUUAAAAAUAUAUGUAAUCAAAGAAUUUAGAUUGUCAAUAAAGAGCAAUAGACUUUUAUACACUAGCAAAAUUUAAUGCCGCUUUAAAAGGAUCCCAAUUUAUAACAGUAGAUCCAAAGAUGUAAUUUUUAGAUGCUUAUGUAUAAUAAGAAAGAUAACGUGGAGCUUAACCAUAUAAUCCUUCAUUAUAAGUUAAAGCAGCUGCAUUAGGAUCAGCAACAGAAGCCCCAUCUCUUAAUUUUAUUCCAUAUAGUGACACUAAAUAUGGAGGUAAUAAAACUGGUACAUUUGGAACUGAAGAGAAUAAAUUGACAACUUAGAAUCCAUCAGCUCCAACAAUAGCAGGACCUUGGGAUGAUACAGGUUAUAAUUAAAAAUAACCACCUCCUCCUAAACCUACAAUAGCAACUCCUAUGUCUAUAGGUUCUACCACUGGAAUAGGAAGUAAUAGUAGUGGAUAAACAACAACUAAAACAACUAUGUAAUCUAUGGGUAGUGGAUAAAUGGGAUUGAAUACCAAUCAAUCUUAAAGUACUUAUGUCCCAUCUGUUAGACCUCUUCCUCCUAAAGAAGAUCCUAAUUUAAAGGAAAAGUAAAAAUUAGCUAAUCAAUUAUUUGCACCAAUUUCCUAAACUUAACAAUAACCUUCUUAGUAAUAAUCAUUACUAUUUAAUAUUAGAUCUACUUAAAAAAAAGGAAUUACUACUAUGGCGGCAUCAAAACAAAUGAAUUCUAACAUUAAUACAAAUUAACCUUAGUAGCCAAAACAAACAGCUUAAGUAUUAAAUUUAUUAGAAAUUGAUGAACCUUUACCUAUUUAAUCAUCAUAGUAACCUAUCAUUGGAACUUCUUAAGGAUAUGUUUAAUAACCUUAAAUCAUCAAUUAAAAACCCAUUAUAGCUUAAUAAUAAUAAUUAUGGUCUUAACCUACUGCUUAAAUAUAAUCCAUACCAUAAUAAUAAAUUAAAUCAUAUAUACCAGCUAAUAUCAAUGUUGAUCAAUAUGAACAACUUUGGGAAAGAAAUCAAAAUAUUAAAGAAAUCACUUUAUAAAGCAAAAUUAAAUCUGAAUAAGAUUUCAGAAAAAUGAUCUAAACCAUUAAUAUUAAUGUAACUAAAACUUAUUUCUAUCUUAGAUUAUUGAAGUCAUUGAUCAAGAAAUUAUUUGUGCUGGUGCUAAUGCAGAAAGCAAGAGUUGCGUUCUAUUAUAUGGAUCUUAUAGUUUGAAUGGAUCAUUAGAAUUAAAAAUUAAUAGUACAGAUCCUAAAGAUGCUGAAUAUAUUUUAGCUCUUAUUAAAAGAUAAUUCUGUUGAUAAGGAAUUACAAAGAC